Molecule: messenger RNA, 2544 nt
Organism: Eleginops maclovinus (Patagonian blennie)
Lineage: Eukaryota; Metazoa; Chordata; Actinopteri; Perciformes; Eleginopidae
Gene: fam161b
Product: FAM161 centrosomal protein B
Exons: 9
Coding region: 546-2216 (556 amino acids)
Biological process (GO): cilium organization
Cellular component (GO): cilium
Source: RefSeq, a predicted model, not a curated record
GUUGCCCUUGAGAGCUUGUGCAUGAUUUUGCCUUUACUCUGUCUUCAUAUGGAACAAUCCCCGCAAAUACAAGGAAGAGCACUUCAAAGUCUGGAUACUUUCAUACGAAAAUCGGACGGAUGUUUCCCCUGGAAUGUGUCUUAAUAACAGCAGCUGUGUCCCUUCUUCUGUAAACCAGCCAUGUUUUUUGUUGACAACAUGGACCGUAGAAGCUUUCCGGGUUCCGUGUCCAAUCACAGAAGACGUCUGUCGCGUAGACGUAUGACUCUCACGGCCGCCGUCGUUUCUGUUUCUGUCCACAAACAGUGCUAAAGCUACCAAAACUGAGAGUGUGUAGGAGAAGAUACUUGUUUUCUCUCAGGUGUAGUUAAUACUCUGUAUUAUACUCUUUAUUUCAACAUCAGUCACCAUUAGCUUGGCGAAUAAGCUGCAGUGAGUGUUAUUAGCGGAUAUAUAACGUUAAUUUUAGCUUGCUCAAAGUUAGGUUUCGUAGAAGACGCCGAGAAACACUUCCUAAAACUCGUCUUUUACCAGCUCUCAGAAACAUGCCGAAGUUGGAGACCUUGCUGGAAGAUGGACUCAGAUCAGAGUUGAUGCUCAAGCAGCAUCUGAAGGCCCUUAGUGAAACUCUCAGGCAGCAGCUGCAGGAGACAGAGAAGAGACAGAAAGAGGAGCUUGAGAAGAGGAUUCAUCAGAACUCUCUACUGUCAACAGAUGUGGAUUCAGAGUCCAGAAAUGAAAUCAAGCAUCAGGCCAAACAUGUGAGAAUGAGGAUAUCUACUUCUACAUCUGCCCUGACUUCAGGCAAAGAGACAUUGAACCAUCCCAGACAGUCAGAGAAGUCAUUUCCUCCAGCCUGUUUAUCUUCGAACUGGAAGAACUGUUCAGUCAGGGCUUCCACACUGGCUCCUGCAGGGAAAGCUCCACAGUGUGAACGGUUUGCUUUAUCUAAGACAACACAAGAGAUGAAAGAAGAUGAGGCCACAGCUGAGUGUCAGAGGAAGUUCUGCGCUCGCCCAGUGCCCAGCCACGUCUUUCAGCCCCUCUAUCAGGAGAUGAUGGAGCUGAAAAAGAAGGAGAGGAAGCAGGGCCUUGAGCAGAGGAGGGACUUUUUGCUCUCUUGUCAAAGACCUUUCAGCUUCCAGGAGAAAGAAAAGGAGAAAAGGGAGAAGCUAAUAGCGUUGUUAAACCAAGUCAAAGAAGACCAGAAAACCAAGGCUGCUGCUCUAAGGAAACCUCCACACAGAGAGAACAAAGACCCGUCUGAUUCACGGCCGAAAGACCAGGAGCUUUGCAGACAGAUCCCCACUCAGACGAUAGUGCCACAUGAGAAUCGUACCGUGUCAGGAAGCCCCAAACUCCGCACUGCUGAGCGCACCAGGAAAGAAAAGUUGGGCUUUCUGGAUGAGAGACCCAGCUUCCAGCCAAAAAUCCUCCAGCGGGUCCCUGAUUUCAGCAGGCUGCACAAAGCCCUGCAGACAGAAGGGCUGAGAAAAACACAGAUUAAAGACAUGAUAAAAUGUCAGCCCUUCUUUCUGAGGACAUCAGCAAUCCCUGCAAGGCAAAGUAGGACCAGCCCUGAGAAAUCACAGCUACCUAACAAAAGUAAUAUCAGCAGAAGCAAGUCACUUGGGGCCUUAACGUCACUGUCUGCAGACACACUCCCUACAUAUAUCACAGAUGCUGCAAGGAAGCGCUGCAUGGCUAUCAGAAAGUCAAUGGAGAUGAGGGAUAGCAAGAAUCAAGAGAGUUCAGAGUGGUUGAGGAAGCAUCAAAUGAGGUCGCAAGCCAUGAAGGAGACAAUCUCUCUUCAUGCCAAGCUGCUGGACCCACACAGCAGCUUGAAAGAAGUGUAUAAUGACAAACUUCAGCACCAUCGAGAGGCUGACCAACAAAGGAUGAGAGAGUACACGAGGGAGUUACGGGAUAUGAAGGCACGAGUUAGCGAACGCCCUUAUCUCUUCGAACAGGUCAAACAGAAAAAUGCAAAAGAUCUCGCAGAGCAGACAUACAGGAACAAGCUGAAGACAGCUGGGUUAAAGGAGCAAUUUGUUGAAGAAAAUGGAGAAGAAGCAUCUAUAUCUGUGAAGGAUACAGAUGAAAACAGCAGCACGGAGAAAGCCAUUCCCAGCAGGGAGGAAAAUGUAGACGACGAGGAGAAAAUUGAAUAUGUGGAAGAGAAGAGCGUGAAGUCCAAAGGGGAAGAAAUGCCAUGAUCAAAAAGGUCAAAGCGGCAAAAGUUUUUUAUGGCUUCUCCGCUACAAAACAACACUGUCCUCAAAAAUGAUUUAUGUCACAGCUAACUAUCGGCACCAAGCUUUUGAUAGUUUAGGAUGUGCAACUGCAAAUUAUGAAAUGACAAAACAUCUGGACUAUACAAUCAUAAAUGUUAGGGAUUACAGCUGGAAGAGUAGCACAAGAACUGUAUAUGCGAAUAAGAAAUACAUAUUAUAUAUGCUUUAAGUGUAUGUCUGUAGGAUCUCCACUAUAUAUCAAACAGAUGAAAAAAAUGGAGAUGAAAUAACGUUUUUAUUUUGCAAUUAU